AUGUCCGACCCUGCACCUUCCAACGCCCCCAAGGCGCCUCCCGCCGACGACAAGGAUGAGGUCGCCACCGCCAUCCUCCGACAGAAGCGCAGCCCCAACAAGCUCUUCGUGGAGGAGGCCACGAGCGACGAUAACAGUGUAAUGUGCCUCAGCCCGGCUAAGAUGGAGGAGCUUGCCUUGUAUCGCGGAGACUCUGUGUUGAUCCGCGGCAAGAAACGCCGAGACUCGGUGGCAAUCGUCCUCUCUGAUGAGACCGUGGAGGAUGGGAAAGUCCGCCUGAACAAGGUGGCGCGUAACAACCUGCGCGUCAAGUUGGGCGAUAUGGUGUCCAUCCACGCCUUACACGACAUUAAAUAUGGCAAGCGUAUCCACGUUCUGCCCUUUGACGACAGUGUCGAGGGUCUCACCGGCAACCUGUUUGACGUUUACCUCAAGCCGUACUUCCUCGAGGCGUACCGACCUGUGCGCAAGGGCGACACCUUUGUUGUGCGCGGUGGUAUGCGUGCCGUCGAGUUCAAGGUCGUCGAGACCGACCCUGCCGAAUACUGUAUCGUGGCCCAGGACACGGUCAUUCACACUGAGGGCGAGCCCGUCAAGCGCGAGGACGAGGAAUCCAACCUUGCCGACGUUGGUUAUGACGACAUUGGUGGUUGCCGCAAGCAGAUGGCGCAGAUCCGCGAGAUGGUCGAGCUGCCCCUGCGCCACCCGCAGCUCUUCAAGUCGAUCGGUAUCAAGCCGCCCCGCGGUGUGCUCAUGUACGGUCCUCCCGGUACCGGUAAGACGCUCAUGGCGCGUGCCGUAGCUAACGAAACCGGCGCCUUCUUCUUCCUCAUCAACGGACCCGAAAUCAUGUCCAAGAUGGCCGGAGAAUCCGAGUCGAACCUGCGCAAGGCCUUCGAGGAGGCAGAGAAGAACAGCCCUGCCAUCAUCUUCAUCGACGAGAUCGACAGUAUUGCUCCCAAGCGUGAGAAGACCAACGGCGAGGUCGAGCGACGUGUCGUGUCUCAGCUGCUCACGCUCAUGGACGGUCUCAAGGCGCGCUCCAACAUCGUUGUCAUGGCCGCCACCAACCGCCCCAAUUCGAUCGACCCUGCCCUUCGUCGAUUCGGCCGAUUCGACCGUGAAGUCGACAUUGGCAUCCCCGACCCCACCGGCCGACUCGAGAUCCUGCGCAUCCACACCAAGAACAUGAAGCUCGCCGACGACGUCGACCUGGAGCAGAUCGCUGCCGAGACGCACGGUUACGUCGGUUCUGACAUGGCUGCACUCUGCUCCGAGGCCGCCAUGCAGCAGAUCCGUGAGAAGAUGGACCUCAUCGACCUCGACGAGGACACCAUCGACGCCGAGGUGCUUGACUCGCUCGGUGUCACCAUGGAGAACUUCCGCUUCGCUCUUGGCGUCUCCAACCCUUCGGCUCUGCGCGAGACCGUCGUCGAAGUGCCCACCACCACCUGGAAGGACAUCGGUGGUCUCGACAAGGUCAAGCAGGAGCUGCAGGAGACCGUCUCGUACCCCGUUGAGCACCCCGAAAAGUUCCUCAAGUACGGCAUGGCUCCUUCCAAGGGUGUUCUCUUCUACGGACCCCCGGGUACCGGUAAGACACUGCUUGCCAAGGCCAUCGCCAACGAGUGCCAGGCCAACUUCAUCUCGAUCAAGGGUCCCGAGCUGCUCACUAUGUGGUUCGGUGAGUCCGAAGCCAACGUGCGAGAUGUUUUCGACAAGGCGCGUGCUGCGGCCCCCUGUGUCAUGUUCUUCGACGAAUUGGACGCCAUCGCAAAGUCGCGAGGCUCUUCGUCUGGCGACGGUGGAGGAGCAGGCGACCGUGUCAUCAACCAGAUUCUGACCGAGAUGGACGGUGUUAGCUCGCGCAAGAACGUCUUCAUCAUUGGCGCUACCAACCGACCCGACCAGAUCGACCCCGCCAUUCUGCGUCCCGGUCGUCUCGACCAGCUCAUCUACAUUCCCCUACCUGACGAGCCUUCGCGUCUUUCGAUUCUCAAGGCAACGCUGAAGAAGUCGCCCAUUGCCGAGGACGUCGACCUUACCUUCCUCGCCAAGCAUACGCAUGGCUUCUCUGGUGCUGAUCUUGCCGAGAUCUGCCAGCGUGCCGCCAAGCUUGCCAUUCGCGAGUCGAUCGAGGCGGAUAUCAAGCGCGAGCGCGAGCGUGUGGCCAACAAGGAGGCCAACGCGGAAGGUGAAGUCAAGAUGGAAGAGGACGCGGCUGCCGGCGCCGCUGCUGAGGAGGAGGACUUUGAGGAUCCAGUGCCCGAGAUCACACGUGCGCACUUCGAAGAGGCGAUGCGCUUCGCACGCAGGUCGGUGUCGGAUGGCGACAUUCGUCGCUACGAGCUCUUUGCACAGAACCUGCAAUCGGCACGCUCGUUUGGUACCUCGUUCCGCUUCCCCGAGGGACAAAACCCAGCGCAGACGGGCGGUGCUGGUGGUGCUGGUGGCAGCGGCGGUGCCGCUUUCGGCAACGACGACGCGGGCGACGAUGACCUCUACGCUUGA
This is a messenger RNA of Sporisorium graminicola, 2511 nucleotides long. RefSeq lists its product as uncharacterized. Gene Ontology annotation, biological process: retrograde protein transport, ER to cytosol; autophagosome maturation; mitotic spindle disassembly. NCBI's taxonomy places the organism in Eukaryota, Fungi, Basidiomycota, Ustilaginomycetes, Ustilaginales, Ustilaginaceae. Bases 1 to 2511 code for a protein of 836 amino acids. The transcript has a single exon. Gene Ontology annotation, molecular function: polyubiquitin modification-dependent protein binding; ATP hydrolysis activity; ATP binding. The record is from RefSeq and is a predicted model, not a curated record. Gene Ontology annotation, cellular component: cytosol; nucleus; VCP-NPL4-UFD1 AAA ATPase complex.